Molecule: messenger RNA, 3070 nt
Organism: Carassius auratus (goldfish)
Lineage: Eukaryota; Metazoa; Chordata; Actinopteri; Cypriniformes; Cyprinidae
Gene: cxxc5a
Product: CXXC finger protein 5a
Exons: 4
Coding region: 883-1740 (285 amino acids)
Cellular component (GO): nucleus
Molecular function (GO): methyl-CpG binding; zinc ion binding
Source: RefSeq, a predicted model, not a curated record
AUGGUAAAUAUGAAUGUGUUGAAGGGAAGUUCAGUCUUAAAGCGGUAUGACGACAUAUCAACUUUUGCUCCUAGAGAAGAAAAAAAAAUCACAUGCUGCACAGAGCAAAGCGGCACCGAGCCUCCACAAAUCUCCGUCCUCAACAUUAACCCUCAAAUCUUUCACAAUGUUCGUGCGCAUCGAUGAACACCCUACGCGUUCCGCUUCUACAUUUAAAACGUCGCCGAAUAGAAGCGUUGCGUGACGCGAAAUGUCUUUGUUUAUCUGUGCGUUUUCUCCGACUCAGCGUCGCCGAAAGUCCAGUUCGGUUUUUACGUGAAGCUCCAAAAAUCUAUGAAAUGUGUUUGCAUGUUCUUCUGGAUGUAGAGGUGGGAUUGCGAGAAUCGAAAGGUUGGUGAGCCCACACGCUCAGCUUCCCAGAAAGUACGUUUAGCAAUAAUUCACUAUUCUCUUCCUCACGCGCUCGGCUCGGUCGAAGGCUACAUGAUUUCUGGAAGUGGAGAAUAAGCUUUUUCUCCCUUCUUUUUGCCAUCAAUCUCUACGACAGGCUUGGAGAAGGGGCGCUCGGACAGUGGAAGCCCUCCCCUCUGCUCGGAUCUGCCUUGAAUUUGUAAAAUGUAAAGCAGUUUUAAAUGUGAAGUUUGAAUCUGGAAUAUUAAGUGUACAGGUUGCUGGCGGAAAGAUGUGGAUGAGGGCUGAAGUCUAGAGUCAAGGGCAUCGGGGUCUGCCUGCCAUUGGCUGGCCGUUUUGCCCGUUAAGGGGAGGCUCCACCCUCACCUGGGCACUGAGCGGAUUGCGAGCGCUGCCUGGCUCCUCCCUCGCCAGCCCCGUCCCCUCCCCAACCCCGCCCCCCCUCCCACGCUCACACCCCGGUGCUGGACCAUGUCUGGCGGACAGCCGGAGGGCAGCCGGACACCCAAGGCCCAGGACCAGGACACGGACCAGGACAAGCGCAGUUGUGGGGAAGACAGCCCCGUUAUCGAACGCCGCAACCGGAGCGGCAUCAUCAGCGAGCCCCUCAGCAAGAGCCUUAAAAGGUCUCGAACCCUCUCACAGUACACCGCCGCGUGCCCCCAGACCGCCAACGGACUGAAACACAACGGCCAAGCCAAGAGCCACGCGGCCAAGCCCCAGCCCGCCCAGCAGCAGCCGCAGCAGCCUUCCGCCUCGGCCUUGGUGCCGAGCAAGCUGGACCGAACCCUGGAGCAGAUGCUGGAGGGACAGAAUGGCCUGUUACACUUUGCCCAGGCAGCUGCGCUGCUCAAGCGGGCGGGCAUGGAGCACAUGCUGCUGCCAGGGGGAAUGGGAGUGGGUGGGAGCGAGGUGGGGACGGUCGACCUGGAAGGAGCGUCGGUGGCCGACACGGUGGGAGGUCACACAGACUUCCCGUAUGGUGUGGGCAGCGGUGGCUUCCCCUUCAACCCGGGGCUGUUCAUCAUGACGCCUGCCGGAGUCUUCCUCGCCGACAGUGCACUGCACAUGGCUGGCUUGACGGAGUACCCAGUGCAAAGUGAGCUGGCCUCCGCCAUUAGCUCCGGGAAGAAGAAAAGGAAACGCUGUGGGAUGUGCCCACCUUGCCGGCGCAGGAUUAACUGCGAGCAGUGCAGCAGUUGCCGGAACCGCAAGACAGGCCACCAGAUCUGCAAGUUCCGCAAGUGCGAGGAGCUCAAGAAGAAACCGUCUGCUGCACUGGAGAAGGUGAUGCUGCCGACGGGUGCAGCGUUCCGGUGGUUCCAGUAGGACUGUGACCUCUGACCUCCACCCAAAACUCUGCCAUCAAGUGCAAUGCCAACUCUCGCUUGGAUCAUCUCGGGCACCAACACUGGCUGACAUACACAAACUACAUGAAAAAAAAAAAAAGAAAGAAACACAAGACAACUAUGAAAAAAAAACUUCAUCACAAGAUACAGAACAAUAAAACAACAAUACAAAAAGAAUCAAACGAGUAAUGGAUGCACCUACUUAUUCCUUGAACCAAAAAUUUAAACAUAAAUAAAAAUAUCUAUGGCAACUUUCAUUCCCUUUUAUAUGUUUCCAUUUUGGUACCUUUUUGUCCCUUUUCCAGCAGAUUUUUUCUGUGUCUUAGACAUGGAACUGUUCAUUGACAAACAGAAAUGGCGGACUCAGUGUGGACAAUCAACAAAAUUUCUGUGUUUGGUGUUAAUGUUGUUCACGUGUGGAAAGAUACAGUACUUGUGUAGAGAAUGUAAAUUUUACGGCUAUAUUUUAAAAUUAGUGGCUAAUGGCAAGCACUAUUGUAAUUUAGGACCAUUGUUCUUACUUAUAUACUGUAUUUUAUGAUUGUUUCUUUUUUUUAAGUUUGAUUUAAAUUUAGAGUUUUAAAAACCGAUCAAUGUUUGUCUUUCAAUGGAGAGUAAAUAUUCCAAAAACUACAAAUCCAGUUUUCUGAAUGAACAAAUAUGCAUCAUAAAAAACCCUACUCUGACGACGACUUAAUUGGACAAUAAAAUUGUCAUUGUUUCUGUAGGGUUGUUACUACUGGAAGCUCCAAACUUUAAAUAUUUCAGUUUGUUUUACUGUACUGACAGCCUUUUGUUAUAUCAAGUCAGAUUACAUCAUAUCAUGUCGCGUAGUAUCACGUCGAAUCACGUUCCACGUGAUGUUACAUUUUAUUACGGCUCGUCACAUUAUUGUUCUCUGUGUACAGGUCUGAAUUUUUAUGGAGCCCUCCACAGCGCUUGCUCGGCUCUAUUGAACGCACUGAAAAAGUUUGAACUUUUUUUUUGUUUUGUUUUGUUUUGUUUUCAUUACAUUGCCGGUAGCUACAUCUUUUAAAAAAAGCAGCAAUGUUUGUAUUGGAUUAGAACCAUGGGCUGGUUUUGUGAAUAAAAACAAAUGCAUGUAUUUGUGUCGAAAAUUUACAGCUCUGACGUCUGUCUAUUUGCAUGUUUUUUAAGAAACAGCAACAAACGUACAAAAACAAAUUAUAACAAUAUGGAAAUGUUCGCAGAAUCCUCUAGGUUGUUCCCUUUUCCAUUCAAGCAGUAAAAUAAAAAGCAAUGGGACAAAAUAUGUCAUUUUGAGAUGCGAUAAAGAUGUUUUAUCAAGA